CCCAGGGGCAUCCUGGGAAAUGAAGUUCAACUUUUUCUACGCCUUAGGAAAAAAGAUACGGAGCCAGAGGCUGAGAGGAUGCUGGGAGUGUUUGACUGAUGCGCGAUGGGAAAGAUGCCUUGUUGGAGGAACUGGAAUACUCCACCCUCCAGGAGAGUGAUGAACACUCCAACACAGCUUCUCCUCCCCUGGAUCAGCAUUCCAGAAAGGAGAGUAACCAUGAUGAGACCUCAAGUGCCCCUUCCAUUCCGGAUGACUCAAGUCCCUUUCCGGUGCAGCUCGUGUGUACUACCAAAAUCCAGGAGCCCCAUGUCCACAGUGAGGUCCAGGAGCCAAAGGAAUCACCACCACCUCCUAAAACCUCAGCAGCUGUGCAGUUGGAGGAGCUGAUGGCCCACCUGUGUGAAAUGCAGACCCAGGUUACAGUGAAAGCAGAUACAAGCAAGAAACACUUACCAGACAAGCAGGAUCACAAGGCCUCCCUGGACUCAAUGCUGGGGGGCUUGGAGCAGGAACUGCAGGACCUUGGAAUUGCGACAGUGCCCAAGGGCCAUUGUGUUUCCUGCUGGAAACCGAUUGCUGGAAAGGUGAUCCAUGCUCUAGGGCAAGCAUGGCAUCCGGAGCACUUCGUCUGCGCUCACUGCAAAAAGGAGAUUGGCUCCAGUCCCUUCUUUGAGCGGAGUGGCUUGGCCUACUGCCCCAAGGACUACCACCACCUUUUUUCUCCACGCUGUGCUUACUGUGCUGCUCCCAUCCUGGAUAAAGUGCUGACGGCCAUGAACCAAACCUGGCACCCAGAGCACUUCUUCUGCGCUCACUGUGGAGAGGUGUUUGGUGAAGAAGGCUUUCAUGAGAAGGACAAGAAGCCGUAUUGCCAGAAGGAUUUCUUAGCCAUGUUCUCACCCAAGUGUGGUGGCUGCAACCGCCCAGUGCUGGAAAACUACCUUUCAGCCAUGGACACUGUCUGGCACCCAGAGUGCUUUGUCUGUGGGGACUGCUUUAGCAGUUUUUCUACUGGCUCCUUCUUUGAACUGGAUGGACGUCCCUUCUGUGAACUCCACUACCAUCACCGCCGAGGAACCCUUUGCCACGGGUGUGGGCAGCCCAUCGCUGGUCGCUGCAUCAGUGCCAUGGGCUACAAGUUCCAUCCUGAGCACUUUGUAUGUGCUUUCUGCCUGACGCAGCUGUCGAAGGGAAUCUUCAGAGAGCAGAAUGACAAGACCUACUGUCAACCCUGCUUCAAUAAGCUCUUCCCCCUGUAAUCUCAGCUAUACCUACACCCUCUUCUGAUUUGCUAUAAAAUUUAAACCAAGUGAGGAAAGAGUACAUUUGUACUUACUGACCUUCUGCUCAAUAGGCUUACAGAGAAAACAAAGGUGAUGGACAAAUAAGGGAACGUCUAGAUGUUACACGACUAGGCUUGUGGUAUUAAGUUUUGAUUUAAAGUCUUACUUUUUUUUUAUCAGGUACUUGAAUUUAGAUCUGGGACCUGCUGUCUAGUGCCUCUGCAGAUGUAUUUUCCACAUGCACACAUUCAUUCCACACUGGUUUACUCACAUUUCUGCAUUUUCACCCCUAUGAUGACUCCACUCAGAUAUUCUCUUUUCUGGCCCUCGUAACUGGGUCUUUUAAGCUACCCGCAUUUCCCUGUGACUCACUUUCUCACAGUCACUGCUGCAGACUUUAUUCUUGCUGUUGGGAAUCAUGAUAUCACUCUUAAGCUCCUUGCAUUUCCUUUCAGUGUAUUUCUUUUUCAAGAGAAAAUAGAUUUUUAACUGGACAACUUUGAAUACUGACAUCAUUGAUAAAUAAAGUAGCUUGUGGUUUUAAUGACUCAAUGUCAUAUUACUUUGGUAAAUAAACUUUCUGCUUCCCAUGUUAUAUACUAGGCACAAUGUGCAAUUAAAUUUGUAUCAUACCUCUUGUUUACUUCCAUACAAUGGACACUUCGUUUAAAUCAAAAGAAAUUAAAAGGGGGGACUCCUAGUCACUAACUUUUCUCUUAAUUUGGGCUCAUAACAUUCACUUUAUUUUAUUCUUUGCACUUUGGUGAUUGAUUAAAAGAUGGCAAAGCUUCUUAAAAGUUUUUCAUCACUUUGUUUACCUAUGGAAAAAGUGAUUUCCACUAGGCAAUUCCAAAUUCAUAUUUGCAUAUGUAUGCAUAUCUCCAAACUCAUAAAUUUGUAUCUAUUUGUCCAAUUUUCUUGUAUAUCAAUUAUAUCUCAAUAAAGCUGUUUGAAAAAAUGAAA
Delphinapterus leucas (beluga whale) is the source of this 2249-nucleotide messenger RNA. RefSeq names its product leupaxin (gene LPXN). The record is from RefSeq and is a predicted model, not a curated record. Lineage: Eukaryota; Metazoa; Chordata; Mammalia; Artiodactyla; Monodontidae. Gene Ontology annotation, biological process: substrate adhesion-dependent cell spreading; negative regulation of B cell receptor signaling pathway; transforming growth factor beta receptor signaling pathway.